Messenger RNA from Coffea arabica (coffee), 628 nucleotides. NCBI's taxonomy places the organism in Eukaryota, Viridiplantae, Streptophyta, Magnoliopsida, Gentianales, Rubiaceae. The record is from RefSeq and is a predicted model, not a curated record.
UUGUAAAGAUAUUGAAGGACUUGGGACUUCAGGACACAUUCUCUAUUGCUGCUGCAAGGGAUCUUCUAUAAAUCUUCAAAAGGCUUGUGGUUAUCAACGACUGAAUCCAAAUGAAUUCCGUGCUGUGAUGGAAAUUUUGUAUUUUGUUUGUGAUGAGGCAGUCUCAUCAGAAGCGUGUAACUGGGGAUCUGAGGCUAUUGUGCCUGAUGAUGGCUGCAGACUUGUUCAUGCAAAGUCAUGUGUUUAUGUUGAUUCUCAUAGUUCCCAUUUUCUCAAAUACAUUGAUGUUUCCAGGCUGCGAUUUGUUCACAGUGACCUCCCUGAAGGAAUAUGUAUGGCCUUGGCCAUUAAAAAGCUUUCAGAUGUGGUUGUUGAGGAACUAGAUACCAGGGAAGAUCUACAGACUUUGCAGUGUAUUCAAUCACUGCAACUAGAAGAAGUAAAACACAGGUUAUUGAGUAAAUCAUUUCAAGCUGCCUUGUGGACCAUCGUUGGUAGCAUUGCAAGUGAAGUUCCUGCUUUCAACCCCGUUCUUCAGAAUGUACAGAGGUCCCUUAAAAUGGUUGCAGAAAAUUUGAAGUUUGUUAAAUGCUUGUACACCAGUUUUUGCUCCUUCCAAAGCGCUUAG